AUGGAACUACACGAGAUACUUUAUAGUGCUAUGACAGAUAUAUUCAGUCAUCAGGAUCUGAACAAUAUAUUUGUAAAAGCGCUCGAGGAUCCUCACACAGUACAGCUCGCAAACGCAUUGCUUGAAUGUAGGUGGAGCUAUGAUCGAAAAGAAACUCACAAGAUGCUUGCGAAGGUCAAUCCUUACAAUUUCUUCAGCAAUCAUUUCAAAGAGUUCGUUGGGUAUAUACGCAGUCAGAAUAGAGAUCAAGAUGAAUUGGUGUAUACUUUUUUGGAACUGAAAGUUCUCACCGAGUUUUAUGGAGAGGACCUUCUAGCUCAAAUUUUGGUCCUCCCGAAAAAUCAAAUUGUCAGAGGGUGGACAUACUUGAAUGCUCUUACUACGGUUUGGCUGGGAGAGAAAAAGAGCCCGGUUGAAGUCAUGAAAACGGUCGAUGAUGACGUUUACAACUUUCUCUAUUAUGGAGCUGAUAAGUUUUCUCCGAAAUUAUGCUUUUCUUACAACUCAAAAUUUUAUAAAGUUUACCCCAGUGAAGUUACGAUGACGUCGCUUGAUACGCUCACCAGUGCUGUCGGCCCCGCGAGAGUGGCGAUCAUGCUAGAUAUAGCGCAAAAGUCUCCAAAUUCGUUUGGCAAAAGCCAGGGACUUGUCUAUCAAAAUACACAAUAUCAAGAAUGGUACGCCAAAAAAUUAUCACCUGAUGAUGUGUAUGAAAUGAUAGAGAAUGACUUGAUGAAAAACCCAUGGGGGUUGUCUGAUGCAUCGGAUUUGGCCGAAUCGGUCCGAAUAAGAUACACCUCUGCUCUUCUACACCCUGAUUUCACAAAGAACAAAGAGCUUGUGGUGUAA
Plasmopara halstedii is the source of this 849-nucleotide messenger RNA. RefSeq lists its product as uncharacterized. The record is from RefSeq and is a predicted model, not a curated record. Bases 1 to 849 code for a protein of 282 amino acids. NCBI's taxonomy places the organism in Eukaryota, Oomycota, Peronosporomycetes, Peronosporales, Peronosporaceae. The transcript has a single exon.